AUGGCGUCGCGAUCCGCGUUGGCCAGCGUGCCCACGGCCGUGGCGGCGUGCGCGUCGUCGUGCGGCGCCACUCUCGCCGGUGCGGCAGCGCCGCUCCUCGUUGCAUCCGAUCCCUUCGCCGCGUUCGAUCGGCGUGAGUUGUGGCGAGUAGAUCCUGCUCGCUGCUCGUUGACGACCGCUGCUUCCCCGCCGGAGCAGACGGCGACCGAACAAUCUCGAUCGGUCCUGUCGGAGCAUUCGCACUCCCACCCGACCGCCGCUCCCGCCGCUCGGGUCUCAUCCGCUGCCUUCGUUUCUUCCCCGCUCGUAGCCCACAUCCAAUCGCGCUUCGCGGUCGCUCAUGCUUCCACAGCCGCCCAUCCGGGAUCGGCUGGAUCUCGUCAUCCCCUAGCCGUCCGUCCAGGUUGCAAUGGUUACCACCAUAUCCUCACCAAUGUCUUGCCUCGCUCGCUCCUUCGCCAGAUCUCGCUGACGUCACCAUGUUCAUCUCAGCGCAGAUUCAGCGGGUGCAGAGCAGCGGGAUCAACGGCUAGCAUUUUCUCCCGAUCAACGGCUGGAAUAGAUCCUGGAUCGACGGUUAGCAUCGAUGGGAAGGGAGAGGAGGGCGGGGCGGCAGUAUUCAGGGGAGGUGCUUCGUCUCACCCCGAGAUGCUGGGUUCAGGUGCUGACAAUGUCGCACAGUCGCACGAAAGCGAUGAUGACGAUAGCGCGUCGGAUGAUAGCGCCAUGGCGGACAUUGAUGCGAGCGCGCAGGGAUCAUCGGAUGCGGCGCGGAGCAGCGACGGCGAGGGAAGCGCGGAUGGCCGCGCGAUGGGCGCGGGAGGACAGGCGGAGGCGGACGCGGCAGCGCAGCAGGCGGCGGGGCUGGCGACACUGGCGGAGCUGUACGAGGCGCAGGAGAAGCUCGCCAGGAGCGCGCGCUUCCGCGAAUCGGUUGCGCUCUUCCGCGCGUGGAUACGCAAGGACAAGAGCGCGGGCGCAGGGGGAGGCGCAACCGAGGCAGGGGGCGCUCCUGCGCCGGCUGCUGGCGCGGAGGCAGCCGGGGAGGCUGGGGCCGCGGCAGAGAAGGCGGAAAGGCCAGAAUGGUGGAAUCACGAAUUCGAGGCGCAGCUAAGGAAGGAGCGAGAGGAACAGCUGCCGUUGAUGACGUGGCAGCUGUACCUGCACGCGCUGAUGCACGUGGGGCCACCUGUGCAGGCGGUGCAGGGUGUGGUGCGCGCGAUGAGGGAGAUGCGCGGGCAGGGCGUGCAAGCGUCAGAGGAGACGUACCACGUGCUGCUGCAGACCGCCCUCGCCCGCCGCGACGCCAACUCCGUGCUGCUCUUCCUCUCCCAGUGCGUCGGGGCGUCAGGGUGUCGUGGGGGUGUGGGGCCGAUGGGAGCGGCGAGGGUGGCACCAAAGGCGGGCAGCUACAGCGAGGCCAUAGUGCUGUGUGCCAAGGAGCGCCGCAUGCAGGCGGCGUUGCAGCUCGUGGCGGACAUGCGGAGGGCGCGCAUGGUGCCCUCCCCCCGGGCCGUGGCGGAGCUGCUCGCCACGUGCCUGCACACACGGCGCUCCCGUGAUGCCAUGGCUGUGCUCGAGGUGGCCAAGCAUGGUGCCCUUGCGGUUGCACCACCCAUGUAUUGGCACUCAACGCCACGCUCCCUCGCCACGCACUCCCUCCUCCCCCACCUCGCCGCCCCUUCCCUGCCCGUCCUCUCCAAGCGCCUUCCGUCCCCCGCCCGCAAUGCAUGGCAGGCGCACAAGAUACAGGUGGAGGGCAGGGCCAUGGAGCAUGCGCUCAUGACGGCGGUCGACGCGGAGGACUAUGACUGCGCUACUCUUGCCCUGCAGGUGCGCUACUCUUGCCCUGCAGUCUCCCCCGCCUCUCUCCCCCGUCCCUCGCCCCCCUCCCACCAGCUGAUGCAGGAGCAAGGGGAGUACGUGCACGACGGGCUGAUGCUACACGUGGCCAACAUGGCGGCCAGGCUGGGCGACACCAACAUCAUGGAGCACGUGUGGGACCGCCUCGUGCGUCUCCCCCACCCCCCCUCCCCCGCCUUCCACCUAGCGCGCAUCCACGCCUACAGCACCGCGCCCAAGUUCUCCUGCGCCUUCCGCGCCGCGCUGCACCUGCAAGACUUCCUGCUGCACCCCACGCUCGCGCGCCCCACGGACCUCCGCCCCUAUGACAUCUUUCCCAAGUUCCGCCCCGGUGCUCCCGGCGCUCCCGAGGAUGAUUGCUUCCGCUACACGCUGCCGCUGCCGGGAGCGGCUGGUGCUGCGGGUGCAGGGGGUGAGGGGGAGGGGCUGGCGGGGGGAGAGGGGGGGUUGACAGGUGGCGGUGCGCCAUUGGAGGAGCUGAACCCGUUCACGUCGCUGCGGCCGCUGACGCUGGCGCUGUGCUCUAAUGUGGAUGUGCUCGAUAAGGUGAGCCAUGGGGGGCACACUGGGGGGCCCGCUGGGUCGUGGUGCGCUCCACCUGACCGGCAACCCGUGCAUACAGCAGUGCUGUGCCAUGCAGAGGGAGGUGUGUGCGGUAGCCAUACCUCUCCAUGCUCCCCCCUCGUCUCCACCCCCUCAACUCUCUUCUUCUCCCCUUUACCACCUUCGCCCCCUUCCGCCCACCCCCACCAGCAGGGCUACAGCACGUUGGAGAGCAUGCACGGGCAGGGCGAGGCGGCGCUGGCAGCACUCAACUUCUGUGGCGCCUCUUUCCUCCCCUCCUCUCCUCCCCUCCCCUCUCCCCCUCCCCCCUUCCCACGGCACCACCAGGGCUACAGCACGUUGGAGAGCAUGCACGCGCAGGGCGAGGUGGUGGCACUGGCGGCGCUCAACUGUGUGGUGGCGGGGUGUGCCAUGCAGCGCGACGUGGGGCGCGCACAGCUCACCUUCGAUGAGAUCACUCGCACCUUCCAGUUGCAGCCCGACACGCACUCCUUCAACGCCCUCAUGGACUGCUACUCGGGCGUGGCUGAUGUGCGCACGGUGGUCCAGCUGUUUGAGCACAUGACGCGCACACUGCACCUGCCGCCCUCCGCCGACUCCUUCACCAUCCUCGUGGACGCCCACAUCCGCGCCUUCCAUGCCCCGGGGGCAUGCAUCGCCAUGGAUAAGAUGGGCUUCAGGGGUGCAUGGAGCACAGCAGCAGCUCAUGAGCUGCAGCGUCUCUCCUCCCCUUCCCUCCCCCUUUCCUUCUCCAACCCCUGCCCUCCCCCUCUCCUCCCCCCAUCCCCCGCCCUUCCCCUCACCAUCCCCUAUCCCCGCCCUCCCCCUCUCCCUCCCUCUUCCCCCCGCCUGCCCCAUAUACUCUCCUCCGUCCACCCCCUCUGCUCUAAGGUGGAGGCGGGCUUCACACCAUCACGCCCGCUGCUGCUGCGCCUGCGGCGGCGCUGCCUGUGCUCCGGGCUGGCGGAGGGAGUGGCGCGAGCAGAGGGCCUGCUGCAGGCGCUGCGCUUCCGCACCGUCAACGCCGACGAGCGCCGCCGCCGCCAGAACCUGGCACAGCUGCCGCCCUCCGUGGCCGAUCCCCGCCUUGCUGCCCGCAUGCAAGGGGGGGGACAGCGAGAGGGGGGGCAGCGGUGGAGGGAGGAGCGAGGGGAGGGGCAGCGGUGGGGGAGGCGGCGAUGGGGGGAGCAAGGGGGGCAGGAGCAGCAACAGUGGCAGGAAGAGCGGCGGCAAGAGGGGGAGGAGGCAGGUUCACCUGUCCGCUCCUUCCGCCUUAGCACCGAGGUUUGCGCCGCAGGAUCGUCGCGCAGCGCCACGAUGAGCGCGCGUCGCGCGCUGUCGCGCUCGCUCCACCAGCUGGCGGGCUCUCUAUCGUCCACCAUCCGCGCUGCACCGCUGCGACCCUCACCAUCACCGCCGCCACUGCCUCUGCCCCUGCUGCGUUCGCUACCACGGCACCCACCACAAUCACGGCUGCAAUCCUCCCACUCGCUCUUCGCUCCCCUCCACCGUAUUACCGCCAUUCCCAAGGGUUGUAACAUCGCUGCUCCCAACAUUUCCAAGUGGCAAGCGCCCGGCGGUUUGGCAGGUGGCAUAAGGCAGCAGAUUCGGGCGCUCACCCUCACAUGCCUUCGGGGCCGCGCGCUGGCGAAUCCCAGACUGCCAUCGGAUCCGUUUCUGCCACGUGGCAGCGGCUCAUUGGCUGCCCCUGCUUUGUGGAAGGGGGUUUCUCUUGGCGUGCAGUGCGCGGCAGCGGCCUCUGCUGCCCUGCUGCCCUCCAAGGCGGCUGCUUGCACUGACGCUCCCCAAACCCCACCCCCUCUCAGCAACAGUAACGACGGCGACGAUGACGUCACCUCGCUGCUGGCCCUCCUGAGGGUGCUGGUGGCGCAGGUUUGGCCGCUGCUGGUGCUGCUGGCGUCCCUCUUUGCGCUUCAAGACGAGCCCGCCGUGGCAACCCUCAACCUCGCUCUGCUGUGCUGGGGGUUGCGACCUGAUGAGCACAGCCUACAUGACUGGCUCGAGCAGAAGAGAAGCGAGGAGCUCAAGGAUAAGAACGGCCUCGACUGGGCCACAUCGCAU
Molecule: messenger RNA, 4509 nt
Organism: Closterium sp. Naga37s-1
Lineage: Eukaryota; Viridiplantae; Streptophyta; Zygnematophyceae; Desmidiales; Closteriaceae
Source: the annotation of a GenBank genome assembly